UGAUCGAUCACCCAUCUAGUACAAUUGUCUCAGAGUGAUGAUGUCGGUCUCCACCCCCACAAAGCCAAACUUACUAUCUAUAAUCCCAGAUGAUGAACGCUCUCCUCUUAUCCCUACCCCCCAUUCCGAUGAUAUCGAUUCAACAUGUUCUCUUCCCUCUUCCCCGUCAUCCCUCUCGAGCGCCACGCCCUCUUCAUCCCUCACAACUCUCAUCCUCUAUUUCAUGACCUUCCACUUCCUCAUCGCCUUUUGCGAAUUGGUCCUUGUUGCUCCCCUCAUCUCGCUCUUUGAAUCUUCUCUCUGUCAAUCUUAUUAUAAUUUUCCGGAAGCAGCUGCUACUAUUGUACAGCAUAAUAUCAGACUAGAGCUUUGCAAAAUCCCAGAGAUACAAGGUCCAUUAGCUACGAUUAGAGGAUGGAAGAGUUUUGGGGAUACGGUGCCUGGUAUUUUGUUAUUUUAUUUUUAUCUGGAAUAGAUAUUAGAGAAUUGGAGCAAGGAAAAGGAAAGGGUUAAAAGAAAAGAGGAGCUGAUAGGUAAAUAGUUUUAUUAGUAGCAAUCCCCGUUGGAAAUUUGGGAGAUCGGUAUGGAAGGAGGAAGAUUAUGGCAUUAUCUUUAAUUGGAGUUGGAUUAUCUUUCGUGGAAAUCUUUGUUGUUUGUAUGUAUAUUGUUACUUUGUUUUAGUAUACUAGAAUAUUGCUAAUUUCAUGUCUGAUGAGGUGCUUUUCCCAAGGUAUUUAAUUUGCGUUGGGUGUGGCUAUCUUCCUUUUUCCUUUUAUGUGGAGGGGGCCUAUAUUCAAGUGCAGCUUUAAUGUGGGCGAUGGCUUCAUCGCUCAUACCGGAAAAUAAAAGGUUAAUACACUCCUUGCGAAAAUUGUUUCAGGCUGAUAGAUUGCGUGUAACAGAAGCUAUGCAUUCUACUAUAUAUUCUCGGCGUUCUACAUUGCAGAGCUGGUAGGAUCAUAUUUAGCUUCUAUCACUAUAGACAUUUCUCCUUGGAUUGCCUGUAGUAUGGCCAUGGGAUCUGUAAUUUUGGGGUUACUCUUAUUGUGGAUAGUACCAUUUAGUCAAUCCUCCCCGCAGCCAAGAUCACCAUCACCUCCAACAUCCUCAUCAUCAACUACACCAUACCCACAGUCCACAAACCACACUCCUAAUUCCACUAUCCUCACCACCAUCAACUACGCCUUAACCCAACCCAACGUUCUCCUCUGCAUUCCCGUCUUCCUCGUCGGAACUCUCAGAUACACAACCCUUAAUCUCCUAAUCCAAUAUUCUUCCGUCCGUUUCAAUACCAAGAUAUCUCAAGGAGCCAUGUUCUACACUGAAACAGCUAUUAUUAAUAUAUUUCUAUUUCUUUUCCUUCUCCCGAGGAUAACCGCUUUCAUACAAUUGAAAAAUCCUGUUAGGACCGAGAAAAUUGACCUGGCACUUAUGCGGAUUAGUGUAUGUUUUCUUUUGCUAGGUUCUCUUGCUAUAGGGUUGGCACCGACAAGUGGCUGGAUUCCAGUUGGUAUGGUCUUCCCUCAUACCCGACUUUAUCAUCACUAACCUAGAAGUAGGGGUCUCUAUUUUUGCCGCAGGCUGUGCGUACUGUUCUAAUUCAUCGCCUAAAUUCCAUUCUAUCCAUACCCAUACCCGUUUCCCGUUUUCUUCCAAACCCACAAUUAACAUCUACUCCAGUCGGUUCUCGCAUCUCAACACUCUCCCUGAUAUCCCAUUUCAUCCCCGCCUCCUCCCUCGCCACCCUCUACGCUUCCAUAGCCGUGCUCGAGAACAUUGGCCAUGCUAUCAAUGAUCCUUCUAUGCAACAUAUAUUUGCCGCCACUUUACAUCUACCGUCUUUUUGGCACGCCUUACCUUUCUUCGUUGCUGCUGUAUGUAAUCCUUCAUUCUUUGAUUGGGAAGCGAGGUCUCAAGAAGAUAAGCUAAACUACUUGAGUGGAAUAGAUGUGCUAACCAAUAUUCCACAAUAGAUAUGUUAUUUCGUAGCAGGUUUAUCCACUAUCUUCAUAAAGAUUGAUAAUGAUGAGUUGAAAACAAGAGAUGAUGAUGGGGUGGAGGAAUGAAUUUUGUGCAUUGUGUAUGUAAAUGACUUUAGUAGCAGGCCAAGAUUUCUCCGAUUUUCGAUAAUCAAAUCAUGUCGUAACUUGU
Molecule: messenger RNA, 2151 nt
Organism: Sclerotinia trifoliorum
Lineage: Eukaryota; Fungi; Ascomycota; Leotiomycetes; Helotiales; Sclerotiniaceae
Source: the annotation of a GenBank genome assembly